Salvelinus namaycush (lake trout) is the source of this 759-nucleotide messenger RNA. RefSeq lists its product as uncharacterized. The transcript is spliced from 3 exons. NCBI's taxonomy places the organism in Eukaryota, Metazoa, Chordata, Actinopteri, Salmoniformes, Salmonidae. Bases 87 to 662 code for a protein of 191 amino acids. The record is from RefSeq and is a predicted model, not a curated record.
UCUUUUUCCAUUAAUCUCAGAAUUGUGGAGACAAGGAGCUGUCCUACUAUGAGCCAAUUGGCACAGUCUACUCACCUAUCAACAACAUGGGCAUUAAGCUGCUGACAGUGCAACAAACACACACCUCGUUGGACGCCUUGCGGAGGAACCAGCGACUCAGGAGCAGCGCUGUCACCAGGAGGCACCCACGAGCCAAUAAGAGUGCCACCUUAGGGGGCAUCUCCCUGUCAACAUUCAAAAACAACGUGGUGUGGUGUAACGGCUAUCGAGAGGCCUCUUCCAUGCAGACCGCCGCUCUCCCUGAUGUUCCCAGUUCUUCAUCAAAGAAAGGAAACAAUAAGGCUAAUCCAUUUAGGGUCAAAGGGUCGAGAAGGCCCCUUCCAAGUCAGAAUGGGACCAGGCUUGGCCGCUCCUUUCCCGAGUCAUCUCCUCCCAGGGGAAGAUCCAUCACCCCAGGCAACCAGCUCUCCUCCACCACCCCCCUACCUCCAUCGCACCCCUGGAAGUCCAGCUCUACAUGCUACCUGACCCCUCCAGAGUUGGCACCCACUAAGCCCCUGGUGGUCCAGCAGAGGAAAAAGAGAUGGUGCCCUCUCCAAGAUGGUGAGAGGGUUGGCUUUGCAGAGAUUUUGUUGAAACAGAGGAUAAUGGUAUUACAUUAAAUGCAUUUACAUUUUCUAUGCUAAUGUAACAGUUUAGCUUCCGUCCCUCUCCUCGCCCCUACCUGGGCUCGAACCAGGGACCCUCUGCACACAUCAA